This is a messenger RNA of Amaranthus tricolor (Joseph's coat), 1014 nucleotides long. RefSeq lists its product as uncharacterized. The record is from RefSeq and is a predicted model, not a curated record. NCBI's taxonomy places the organism in Eukaryota, Viridiplantae, Streptophyta, Magnoliopsida, Caryophyllales, Amaranthaceae. Gene Ontology annotation, molecular function: nucleic acid binding. The transcript has 2 exons. The coding region runs from base 457 to 1014 and encodes 185 amino acids.
AUUAACCAACUAUGCUGAACUUUCCAAAUUGGGAAAGUUUGGAGGUUAAAUCUAAAAAAAGGAGGGAACUUAAUCCAUCCAAAAAAAGAACAACCAUACAUGUACACUCCAAACUCCUUGCAUUGGUCAACUUACAAUUAUAUGGAUUAAGAACUAAAUUUACUAUAAUUAGAAAUUACAAACAUAAUCUGAAAAAAAUGACCUUACAAAUUCCAGAUCAGCCUAUAAAGGAUUCUAUACAGUACACCAAAAUAUCAAAGCAACUAUACUUAACAGUCCACAAACUCUUGAACUAUCUUCAAAAACAGUAGCCUUAACAGUUUUUGAAAAAAAAUCAGUGUAUCAUUGCCCUUCAAUGGCUUCAGGAAGUGAAGAUAAGCAAAAGGGGCUCGGUACUUUGGAUCAAAUGCAUAUGAUCCAGAGUCCAGUUUAAAAUCAAAAGAAGAACCACAGAACAUGGAAGAGCAAGAACCACAGCAACAAGAUCAUCAUAAGUCGAGACUCAACAAUGAGUUAAGGCAUCUUAUUUUCCAAGAAAUGUUGUCACUAAAAGUUAGUGGCUCACUUCCUCAUGGUACAUUCAAACGAAUUGCUCAAAAAUGCAGUUAUCAUCAUAGAACCAUAAGAAAUUUAUGGAAACGAGCAAUUCAAACCAAAGAAGCAAACAGGUCAUACGUUGUAGAAUCAAAUUACAAAAAAUGUGGAAGAAAAAGAGUGGUAGUACCACCAAACAUACUUGAGUUUAAACUAAUGGGCGAACGUACUUACAUUAGAGAUGUGACAACACAAAGAGACUCAAAAAAUCUACCAAGGGGCUCAAUAGAGAUUAAACCGACCAAGUCAGUUACUCAAGAGAUGUAUAGGAGUAUUCUUAUACAACAACUCAUUCCAGCAAUACUAAGAAAAUGGCCAAGUGAAGGUCCUUCCAUUAUUUUUCUUCAACAAGAUAAUGCAAGGGUUUAUAUCACAAAUGAUGAUCUAAUUUGGCAACAACACAAUAGGCAAGGGCUUUAA